GCCAUUGCUAGUAUGCAACUCAGAUGACAGUGAUAGGUUAUCUAAGUUUGAAAGGAAUGCGUCCUUGGACCGUAGCUCCUAAUAACCUACAUUGACAUCCACACGGGAUUUAAGCAACACCAGGUUUGAUACUCAUAAACACUGCACUUAUGGCACUGCAAUCCACCCCAGAAUACACAACUUACUGGACAGGAUAGGCUCGUUAAAGUAUGGACAACCUGAGACGACCAGGCAUCGAAUCGAUCUCAAAACCGCUAAGCCCUCACUACUGGCUUUACCAUCAGAAGCUCUUCUUGGGGUGUUCGUACCUGGUUUGCCUAUCACAUGUCCUGACAUUCCAUUUUGAUUUUUUUUAAACAUAUCAGACCGUGAUCAAAUGUUGUUUGUGUGGUGAUCCGAUGAUUCAUGAUCACUCAGUGACUGGUGUCAUCAUGGGUUGCGACUUGUAUCCAAUGUUUCCAGAUUCUGAAACACUUUACAGAAAAGCAAGCACAGCAUAUGAAGCUAUCCAUAGCAUAGCCGCUAUUUUGGACCUCGAUCUUCGUGUAAGGGGCCAUCUCAAUAGGUGAAGGAGAAGGUGAAGCAAGUCACGAUGAAGUUCAAGUUAUGGAUGUUAGUCAUAAUGGUUCUUUGUGUUUCACUGUGGCUUGUGACUCGGCAUGGCAUUCCAAGCGAAUAUAAUGAAAUCAGCAAGCACCCGUUUUCACAUGGAUAUGUACCAGAAUCAAACAGAGUAGACGACACGUCAGUGAAACUUGGCAUUCAGUGUGUGGGAGCAGGACCAAUUGAGGCAGAAGAUCUGUUCUGUAUGGAAAGACCCCAAUAUCUGCCAGACUUUAAGAACCCCUGCUGGUUCGCAAAAGAAGACGGGAAGUUACGCCUCAAGUGUGUGCCUUACUUCCAUCUUCUGGGUGUGUGCAAGUCGGGGACCACCGACCUCGCCUACCGCAUAAGGGCCCAUGAAGACGUGCUCGAAUGCAAUGAUUGUCGCGGAAAGAAGGAAUGUUUUUACUGGUGCCGCAGAAGAUAUGGUUAUGAAUGGUCCAUGAAAGAGAGGACACCCUGCAACUUCAGCUGCUUUCAACAUAUGUUUGCUGACGCUGCGCAAAAGAUAGAACAGACAACUACAGAAACAGGCUAUCACAAUAUGAUUACAGGUGACGCAACUCCAUCAGAUUUUAGCGAUUUCCGAGGAUGGCCAAAAAUACCACAAAAUGUAGGUUCAGAGAAACCAGUGGUUAUGACACCCCAUCUUAUGAGACACGUGUAUACAGAUCCGAAGUUCAUUCUCAUCUUCAGAAAUCCAACUGAAAGGUUAUAUUCUGAUUACACAAUGCGGGGCGGAAGAUCAGCUGUGGCUUUUCACGAAGCUGUGAGAAGAGAUAUCCAGACCGAGGAGACAUGCAUGAAGAACCACACGGUGGAACAUUGUCUGUACAGCCUGGAGAUAGCACGAACACUUCGGACUCGGAUCUUCUUAGGGUGCUAUUCAGUGUACAUGCGAGAAUGGCUGAAAGUUUUUCCCAGAAACCAAUUCCUUAUUUUGCGAACAGAGGACCACGAUGAAGAUCCAAAAUCUCAGUUAAGAAAAGUGUACAACUAUUUGAAACUGAAUUAUACUGAAGAUUGGUUGAGUUUCAUCGCCAAUGUGCCUCAUCAGCAUGUAUCUCAGAAGAAGAUAAGACAGGGUCCUAUGCUUGAAAAGACACGUGUUCUGCUGGACAAUUUUUACAGCAGAUACAAACAGGAUUUGUCAAAUAUACUCCAGGAUAAGAGAUUUCUGUGGGUGACAUAAAACCUGCUGAAAAGACAUUAAAUGUGGAGGAUAAAACCAAUGUGCAAAUAGUUGGCAAUUAUAAGUAACUGGAUAUAUCGUAAAAUAAAA
Messenger RNA from Haliotis rufescens (red abalone), 1885 nucleotides. RefSeq names its product carbohydrate sulfotransferase 15-like. The transcript has 8 exons. Lineage: Eukaryota; Metazoa; Mollusca; Gastropoda; Lepetellida; Haliotidae. The record is from RefSeq and is a predicted model, not a curated record. The coding region runs from base 593 to 1795 and encodes 400 amino acids. Gene Ontology annotation, biological process: hexose biosynthetic process. Gene Ontology annotation, molecular function: N-acetylgalactosamine 4-sulfate 6-O-sulfotransferase activity.